This is a messenger RNA of Hyaloperonospora brassicae, 2299 nucleotides long. Lineage: Eukaryota; Oomycota; Peronosporomycetes; Peronosporales; Peronosporaceae. The record is from the annotation of a GenBank genome assembly.
UAACAGCAGCAGCCGCCGCCGCCGCAAGAAUUGAAUGACCAGAACGGGCCACCGGCUCCUGCACCGAAUGCGCUUCUGCCGGUCGUGCCUUCCGUGACCGAAUCGUUGUUGCCGUCAUCGCCGUCAGCAGAGCAACCAUCCGAUCCGAUUGUGCCGGCAACGAACUUGCUACCGUCGGUCUAGCCUCCCGUGCCCGGCCUGACGCCGUCGCCGCCGCCGCAAGAAUUGAAUGACCAGAACGGGCCACCGGCUCCUGCACCGAAUGCGCUUCUGCCGGUCGUGCCUUCCGUGACCGAAUCUCGAUUGCCGCCACCUUUUCCACCAGUGAAGCAAGUUGAUAUGAGGGAGCCGCCGGCGGAGUUGCCGCUAGCUCCGUCGACUAGUGUCAUUCCUACCACGGACCCUCAGGGGCCUGCUCCCGCGACUGGAGAUGAAAAUGAACCCUUGAGCACAAAUUUGUAUCCACCUACGCCGAAGCCUUUUCCGUCUGUGAUCGAGAAACCAUCUUCGGAGAAGCCGUCUAAGACGAGUGGUGAAAGCGACUUGCCGGACCUGUCCAUGAGCGAAUAUAUGGAGUCACCGCCUCCAGUGGCGGCGCCUCCGAGCGAUUUAGAUGACAAUGUUGAAACGCCUACGUCGUCCGAACUUGUGCCAAAAACGCCUGCAGUGAUUAAGUACCCAAUUGCUAUUGAGACGAAUCCGGAUAACGUGGAUGAGCAGGACGUGUCGGAGCAAGACGUGGCGGAGCAGAUCGAACAAAUCCGGUCCGAUGUGAUAAUGUAUGAUGAAUCCGCCACGCCCAUACCGGUAAAAUGUGGUUCGUAUGAUCCGUUCGCUAUCCCGGAUGAGAUUACCGAGAUUGAGAAGCCGGUUGUGCUGAACAUUGCGGGGAAUACGGGUAAAGGCGGUUUGGAGGACGCGAUGACCUACGUCCGAGGCAAGACGGCCGCCACUGACGAAGCCGGUGCUGCAGGUACCAACGUGAUUGGAGGACGUAAUACAUACGUGGACACGGAUGACAGCGAGGCGCUAUCAGCGUUAGCCGCGGCAUUCCAUGAUUUCUUGCGCUACGCAUCGGUGGCGUUUGCAGGUAUCUCGGUGGCGCUGCUUCUGUUCUUCCAUUUUGUCUCCCUGGAUGCCAAUUUGAUUUGGGUGAAUGCUGCGUGGAGCCCGAACACGUGGGAGUUCUUAUUCUACGUCGGCUACUUGCAGCAGAUGCAGGCCGCGUCGGAACUAACGCUUCUCAAGACUCCGUACUUUUUGUGGGAUUACACGGAUUCGUUCGCGUGGAGCAACUACUUGAUCCAGGACUCUUCCAGUGUCUCAAUUGAGUCUCGUCGUUUGGAAACGAUUGUACUGGGUGGCGUCGUAUCGUACGCUGAUCGUAUCGGUAUCUCGGAGGGGAGCAUUUUGGCGCAAAGCGUCAUUGGAUUUGCCGUGAUCAUGGCCGUUCUUCUGGUCGUCUUCCUAGUGCUGGCUGUGAUGGCCAAGCGUAAGGCGGUGCGGGCACUGGACGAUUCCUCGGACUUGAACAACUACACCUCUGGUGUACACCGUCUCCGCAGCGUGUCCAUUCGCGCACUUGGACUGUGUGUGUUGGCUUCCGCAAUCGCCGAUGCGCUCGUGGUGGCCAUUAUUGCACUGGUGGUGGUGUGUUUUGGCGUGCUGGCUGUUGCUGGGCGUGUGAUCAUGCACAAGACUAAGGACGAGCUGGAGCAGUUUGAGAAUUUAGCUACGUGGGGCUCGCUCUACUGUGAGUACACUUAUCGCAGCCGGAUGUUUUUCGUGAUUGACGUGGUGGUCCAGAUCACGACCGGUAUUCUGGUGGGCUCCGCAGCAGGUGAUCCGACUCAGCUCAUAGUAGUCGUAGGCAUCCAAGCGCUGUAUCUCGCAUGCGUCUUCAUCAUGUCACCGUUCGCGGAACAAAUGGUGCUUCGCAUCACAUACGCCCUGGGACUGCUCAAGAUCCUGAACUUUGGUCUGGCUUUCGCAUUCCUGAACUCGAACACCAUGUCGGCCACAGCUCGCACGCAUGUAGCCCACGCUUACGUCGGCAUCAACUCGGCUGUGAUCCUGUUCUGGUUCGUGCGCCAACUCAUUGUUUUCAGCACGUAUAUCCGCGCGUGGAUGGUACAUUCCAACAACGAGUCGCGCCGCAGCGAAUCUGUGAUCAAGUACGAUCCACAGACGGAUGCAGAGUCAGACCCGAUGGCCAGCCAGUUCAACGGCGGUCUUAACGAUAGCAGACUGAAUCACAACGGGUACAACCAGUCGGGUGCGACGCUGUCGAUGCCUCCAG